Closterium sp. Yama58-4 is the source of this 1356-nucleotide messenger RNA. Lineage: Eukaryota; Viridiplantae; Streptophyta; Zygnematophyceae; Desmidiales; Closteriaceae. The record is from the annotation of a GenBank genome assembly.
AUGAACAGCCGUAAUGCUUUACUGUACAUGUGGUACAAAUCGACCAACGAGCCUCAAUCGGACGACGCUGGAGAUCGACCACACUCAUUCGCCCCCAUCGCCAACCUGCGAACCGCCUCCAUCCGCACCUCGCCCCCCGCCCAGCCCACCUUUCGAUCUCUAGAGGUUCAAAACACCUCGUCCUCUUCAAGUCCCAUACGACUCUACAUACGAUCUGCUGCUCUGCAGCCAUCAAAGGAGACAUUUCGCGGCUCUUCAAUCUCAAGCCGGACGACUCUGGAGAUUUUCCACUACCAUCCGCCCCCAUCGCCGACCAACAAACCACCUCCAUCCAUCCAUUCACCGCCCCCCGCCCAGCCCGCCUAUCGAUCUCCAGAGGUACAAAUACACCGAAGCUCCAAUGACGAAUCUCCAAUGACGAACUUCUGCUCUACAUCUACGGUGUUGAAGCUGAUUUGCAACAAAAUCAACGGCGUUGAACCGGAUCUGCAUCAAGAUGAAGUUUUUGGAGCACAUGGCAAAUCAGAGCGGCGGACUACAAACGCAACGGCGGACUUGACUACAAAGGCAGCGGCGGACUUGACUACAAAGGCAGCGGCGGACUUGACUACAAAGGCAGCGGCGGACUUGACUACAAAGGCAGCGGCGGACUUGACUACAAAGGCAGCGGCGGACUUGACUUCAAAGGCAGCGGCGGACUUGACUUCAAAGGCAGCGGCGGACUUGACUUCAAAGGCAGCGGCGGACUUGACUUCAAAGGCAGCGGCGGACCAGACUACAAGGCAGCGGCGGACCAGACUACAAGGCAGCGGCGGACUUGACUUCAAAGGCAGCGGCGGACUUGACUUCAAGGCAGCGGCGGACCAGACUUCAAGGCAGCGGCGGACCAGACUACAAGGCAGCGGCGGACCAGACUACAAAAGCAGCGGCGGACCAGACUUCAAAGGCAGCGGCGGACCAGACUACAAAGGCAGCGGCGGACCAGACUACAAAGGCAGCGGCGGACUUGACUACAAGGCAGCGGCGGACCAGACUACAAGGGCAGCGGCGGACUUGACUACAAAGGCAGCGGCGGACCAGACUACAAAGGCAGCGGCGGCGGACUUGACUUCAAAGGCAGCGGCGGCGGACUUGACUUCAAAGGCCGCGGCGGCGGACUUGACUUCAAAGGCGGCGGCGGACUUGACUUCAAAGGCGGCGGCGGACUUGACUUCAAAGGCGGCGGCGGACUUGACUUCAAAGGCGGCGGCGGACUUGACUUCAAAGGCAGCGGCGGACUUGACUACUACAGGGCAGCGGCGGACCAGACUACUACAGGGCAGCGGCGGACCAGACUACUACAAGGCAGCGGCGUAG